Cottoperca gobio is the source of this 747-nucleotide messenger RNA. RefSeq names its product ubiquinol-cytochrome c reductase complex assembly factor 4 (gene uqcc4). The record is from RefSeq and is a predicted model, not a curated record. NCBI's taxonomy places the organism in Eukaryota, Metazoa, Chordata, Actinopteri, Perciformes, Bovichtidae.
CAAUUCAAGGUUGCACAAUAAUGUGUUACAUGACCUGACCAAGGUGCGUUUGGUAAGAAAACUUCUGUUUAUGCGACCUUACUUCGUGUGUCCUAACAUUACCAGUUAUCCGAGAUGUCUACAACAGCAGGACGACUUUUCAGCAGUCUGACACGCGCUGCUUUCAGUCGAGGGAAAAGUGUUCAUAAUGCGACACCGACCGUUGGCAGAUUUAAAAGUGUGCAGUCCCUCGCUCUGAGCUCUCAGAAGUCAACCGAGUCCAAAGAUGGCGAUACAGACGUGAACAAUGGGCCCAUCAAGUUCUCCACCAGUUUAGCCAGUCACCGAACUUGGAAAGUCGAACGCGCCAUGGGGAGCAACUUUACGCGGCCCUGGCGGAAGGUCCUUCCCUUCAUGGUGGUAUUCUCCAGCAUCAUACUGUGGUGUGCACUGAGAAGCGAGACGGACAUUGAUGUAAAGCUGGAUAAGCAUCUGCUUGAGUAUUUACCCAACUUGCUUCCAGAUGAAGAGGAGGGAGAAGACCAAGACUAAAAUGUUAACAAAUGUGGAAUUUAGUGUGUGUAUAUAUCUUUCAGGUUAUAUUUAUUAACUGUCUUAGUGUUUCAGACUGGCUCCAACUCAUUGCUCUGACACUGCAGCAGCAAAGCAGUCUUGUGCUACUGAAACAGUGAAAAUGAGCAUGACCAUGCAUUGCCUUUCAAGUUCUAAAUCUGAACAUAUGGAUUAAAAUGAGUAUUCAAACCAUAC